ACCUCCUCCUCCAGCUAUUCCUCUCCCUACUAUCACUCCCCCUUGCCUGUUGCCUCCCUUGUAUCAUCUCUUCCUCUAUUCUUCAUUUUCUUGUAAUUAUCAUUCACACACACUCUCUCUCCCUCUCUCUCUCUCUCUGUCCAUAUAUAUAAAACGAUUUCACGCUUUCUGCUCAGAUUCAUAUCUAAAUCCUCCGAUAACACUCAACAAUCUCUGAUUAACCUUACCAACAGGAGCGAGAGUUUAGCUGAGAUCCAUGAACAGUUUUAACGACGAACACGGAAGGCAACAGAGAAGCUUCAGGCAAAAUGCGACUUCGAGUUCUUUUCCUCUAGCUCUCUGCGGCAGUGACAAGCUGAUCAUGAGAAGGCUAGGCGAAGAGCAGGUCGACGACGACGACAGCGACGAUCUUGUGUCCAGAGUGGUCCCCGCAGUGACGGUGGUGCUGGAGGGCCGUUCGAUCUGCCACCGCAUCAGCCUCCACCAGCAUGAGAGUUAUCGCAGUCUCGCCAAGGCUCUGAGAAAGAUGUUCGUGCAGGAUAAUGCAGAAGAAGAACAGGUCGGCGGCCACCACGGCGGGGACGACGACAAUGAUAGUAUCGAUCUCUCCAAUGCAAUUCCUGGCCACCUUGUUGCUUAUGAGGAUAUGGAGAAUGAUCUUCUCCUUGCCGGUGAUCUCAACUGGAAGGAUUUUGUACGUGUGGCGAAGAGAAUCAGGAUAUUGCCAGCCAAGAAGGGAAACUCGCGGAAGAGUACAAGAGGAGCAUGACACAGUGAGACCCCGCUUGUUAUACAGAAUAGAGUUGAAAAAAAAUUAAAAUUGGAAUCUUAUAUCUGUAUUCAAUUUCUAAUAAUAAUUUUUACUUCCUAUGUUA
Molecule: messenger RNA, 875 nt
Organism: Prosopis cineraria
Lineage: Eukaryota; Viridiplantae; Streptophyta; Magnoliopsida; Fabales; Fabaceae
Product: auxin-responsive protein IAA33-like
Exons: 2
Coding region: 257-769 (170 amino acids)
Biological process (GO): regulation of DNA-templated transcription
Cellular component (GO): nucleus
Molecular function (GO): protein binding
Source: RefSeq, a predicted model, not a curated record